Molecule: messenger RNA, 918 nt
Organism: Penicillium verrucosum
Lineage: Eukaryota; Fungi; Ascomycota; Eurotiomycetes; Eurotiales; Aspergillaceae
Product: putative succinate:fumarate antiporter (Acr1)
Exons: 4
Coding region: 1-918 (305 amino acids)
Biological process (GO): succinate transport; fumarate transport; transmembrane transport
Source: RefSeq, a predicted model, not a curated record
AUGUCCGCCAAAACCGCCAACCAGAAGCGCACAUCGCCCGCGGUCAACUUGAUCGCUGGUGGUGGUGCCGGUAUGAUGGAGGCCCUCGUGUGCCAUCCGCUAGACACAAUCAAGGUCCGCAUGCAGCUGUCAAGGAGAGCCACAGCACCUGGGGCUAAGCCGCGCGGGUUCGUGGCCACCGGUGCUCAAAUCGUGAAAAAGGAGACCGCUCUAGGUCUGUACAAGGGUCUUGGUGCCGUGCUGGGUGGUAUCAUUCCGAAGAUGGCGAUUCGAUUCACCUCAUACGAGUCAUAUAAGGGCAUGCUGGCCAAUAAGGAGACAGGCGCCGUGACUAGCAAAGCCACCUUCCUGGCUGGUCUCGCCGCCGGUGUUACGGAAGCCGUAGCUGUCGUCAACCCCAUGGAAGUCAUCAAAAUUCGUCUGCAGGCCCAGCACCACAGUCUGGCUGACCCCCUAGACACCCCGAAGUACCGCAGCGCCCCGCACGCACUCUUCACCGUGAUCAAGGAAGAAGGCUUCAGCGUCCUAUACCGCGGUGUCUCCCUGACAGCCCUCCGACAAGGAACCAACCAGGCCGCCAACUUCACCGCAUACACGGAACUGAAGGCUGGCCUGCAGCGCUGGCAACCCGAGUACAGCAACAGCCAGCUGCCCGCUUACCAGACCACCUUGAUUGGUUUGAUCUCCGGUGCCGUCGGUCCCUUCUCUAACGCUCCCAUCGACACCAUCAAGACCCGCCUCCAGAAGACCCGUGCUGAGCCCGGUCAGUCUGCUGUCUCCCGUAUCAUGGUCAUUGCCAAGGAUAUGUUCAAGACCGAGGGUACUCGUGCUUUCUACAAGGGUAUCACCCCCCCGUGUGAUGCGUGUUGCUCCUGGUCAGGCCGUCACUUUCACCGUGUACGAGUUCCUCAAGGGUAA